AGCAAGUAAAGUGCAAGCACGGAACGAACACGCAAUUGGUAUUUCCCCAUAAAUAUACACUCUGACGCAACGAGUUAUUGCACCGCCACAUAUUAAGAGGGAGGGUCCAUUCGUCGUGGGACGAAUACUCAAAUCAUACAAGCGACGCGACGCCUAUUUUGUUUCAGACAAAGUUUUGUUGCAAAGCAAAAACUACUACGAGGAGCUUUCCUCCAUACGAAUCAAAGGAGGAGAGAGAGAGAGAGAGAGAGAGGAGACACAGACACAAAGGAAACGGAAAAAGCAACACACAAAAAAAAAGAGGUCUGUGCCUCCUCUUAUAUGUAAUAGCUAGUUUCCGAGACAAGAAAAAAAAUAAAAGUAAAAAGAGAACAUGGAUUAUGAAAACAACAGUUGGAUUUGGGAGGGGGUAAACUACUACCCGUGUGUGUUUGGCGGUCUAAUGGUUACAGCAGCCUUGCUGGGCUUGUCAACCAGCUACUUUGGUGGGAUUGGGGUUCCUUAUUUAUCGCUGCCAUGUUCCUGGUCUAAUUUGGGGAUUUUCCACCAGAAAAAAUCUGGGAAGAGGCGCAUUCGGGUGUACAUGGAUGGCUGUUUUGAUCUGAUGCAUUAUGGCCAUGCCAAUGCACUCAGGCAAGCAAAGGCUCUAGGAGAUGAAUUGGUUGUGGGUCUAGUGAGUGAUGAGGAAAUCGUGGCAAAUAAAGGACCACCUGUUUUGUCCAUGGAGGAGAGGCUGGCCCUUGUCAGUGGAUUGAAGUGGGUGGAUGAGGUCAUAACUGAUGCUCCUUAUGCAAUUACCGAGCAAUUCUUGAAUCGUCUCUUUCAUGAAUAUAAAAUUGAUUAUGUCAUACAUGGUGAUGAUCCUUGCUUGCUUCCAGACGGAACUGAUGCAUAUGCUGCAGCAAAGAAAGCUGGUCGUUACAAGCAAAUUAAACGUACUGAAGGAGUUUCCAGUACAGACAUCGUAGGAAGAAUACUGUCUUCUUUAAGAGAUCAAAAAAAUUGUGAAGAUCAUAAUGGCACCGAGGUAAAACCUCAAGAAGAAAACCAGUCAAAGGCUUCCCACAUAGCCCAAUUCCUUCCAACUUCUCGACGUAUUGUCCAGUUUUCAAAUGGCAAGGGUCCUGGACCAAAUGCACGUAUUGUAUACAUUGAUGGGGCAUUUGAUCUCUUCCAUGCCGGCCAUGUUGAGAUACUUAAGAGGGCUAGGGAGCUUGGUGACUUUCUUCUAGUUGGUAUCCACUCAGAUGAGACAGUGAGUGAGCAUAGAGGAAAUCACUAUCCAAUUAUGCAUCUGCAUGAGCGUAGCCUUAGUGUGUUAGCUUGCCGUUAUGUUGAUGAAGUUAUUAUUGGUUCACCUUGGGAAAUUACAAAUGACAUGAUCACCACUUUCAAUAUCUCAGUAGUUGUGCAUGGUACUGUUGCUGAGAAGACAUUAAAUUGUGAAUUAGAUCCAUAUGAGGUCCCUAAGAGCAUGGGAAUAUUCCACUUGCUCGAAAGCCCAAAAGAUAUUACUACUGCCACAGUAGCCCAAAGGAUAAUGGCUAAUCAUGAAGCUUAUGUGAAACGCAAUGCUAAGAAAACUAGGAGUGAGCAGAGAUACUACGAAGAGAAAAAAUACGUCUCUGGAGACUAGAGUGUAUAUAAUGAUCUUUUACAUUAGUUUGGUACUGCUCUUCAAGUUUGACCCUGUCACAGAGAUGCUACCUAUAGUAUGAAUCUAGACACGCUUUGUGAAGGACAUGUGGUGCAGGGUAUGUAUAACAUAGGAGUGGUCAUAACUCAGGAAUACCGAUGUACUUUAAUGUCCUGAUGUUUUACUUUUGUCAUCUGAAAGGCAACCAUGUGGUUUGCUCACCAGUUUUAUGCCAUUUGGUUUUUGCUAUGGUUUUGGUGUUUUUAGUGUACUCCAGUUCCAGUUAGAGAUUCCUUACUCUGAUAGUAUAUAUAUUGUGACUAUCAGAAGUUAUACGCAUCAGAAUGGCUUUGCCUUUAUUUAUUUGAUAUUCUACUCAGCAGAAUUAUUUUAUUUGGAGUGUGAAAAA
Messenger RNA from Glycine soja, 2045 nucleotides. RefSeq names its product ethanolamine-phosphate cytidylyltransferase-like. The record is from RefSeq and is a predicted model, not a curated record. Gene Ontology annotation, molecular function: ethanolamine-phosphate cytidylyltransferase activity. Bases 374 to 1636 code for a protein of 420 amino acids. Gene Ontology annotation, biological process: phosphatidylethanolamine biosynthetic process. Gene Ontology annotation, cellular component: cytoplasm. Lineage: Eukaryota; Viridiplantae; Streptophyta; Magnoliopsida; Fabales; Fabaceae. The transcript has 11 exons.